This is a messenger RNA of Fusarium pseudograminearum CS3096, 390 nucleotides long. RefSeq lists its product as uncharacterized. The record is from RefSeq and is a predicted model, not a curated record. NCBI's taxonomy places the organism in Eukaryota, Fungi, Ascomycota, Sordariomycetes, Hypocreales, Nectriaceae. Bases 1 to 390 code for a protein of 129 amino acids. The transcript has a single exon.
AUGAAUCCAUAUGGCUUGACCUUGGAGGACGUGGGCACAAGUAAAGACGACUAUGAGAAGGCGGUAUACUUGGAUAAUUUUGUCACAGAAUUUGAGGACUUUAUGAUGGGCAGUUCAGAUGACGCAAGUACCUCGAAGCACUCUGAUGACCUGUACAAAGUUGAUUAUCGACGUGCGUUGGUGUUUUGGGAUGAGAUUCGGCCAGAGAGGAUACAAGAGAUCAAGAGGAGUCUUGAAGAUACAUGGGAUCCCGAUAUCGAGACUCUGAAAGAGCUUGGUGUUUCGCUAUGGUACGAAGAGGGCGAGGAGAGUGAUAUUGAGUCAGAAACACCAGAAGAUGAGCGUGCCCGAUAUUUUGCCAUGUUUCUGGAGGAUUUAGAUGCUAUUUGA